Messenger RNA from Angiostrongylus costaricensis, 483 nucleotides. NCBI's taxonomy places the organism in Eukaryota, Metazoa, Nematoda, Chromadorea, Rhabditida, Metastrongylidae. The record is from the annotation of a GenBank genome assembly.
GUAAAGCAGUACACCAAUUUUACUAUUUUAAUAUGCUUAAGUGCUGAGCGACUCAUCUUUCCUAAACCUACUGUUUUACUAGGAUUUCAGGUAAAAUCGUGUGUAUUGAACAAACGUGUUAAUCCGGAGCUCUUACGAUUGGGCAACGAAAUCAAAAGGCUGAAAGCAGAGUUGGCCACUAUCUCUCCAACUUCUGAGUUUUCAGCGUAUUUCAAAACUGAGCGAAUACUGAAGAAAGCAGGCGAGCAGUACGAAGCAGCAGAAAGUCGAUCCUGGGAACCAUUGGCAGAGUACGGGCAACGUCAUGUCGUGGCUUGCUAUUUUAUCUUAACACUCCUUGCAUUCUGUAUCCCAGGUGUUGCCUUUUGGCCAAUCAAUAUUCUUCUCCGCUUUCCAUCUGUUUGGAGUAGUGAUCAGUGUGGUGGAGAGGGUAAGCUUUAUGUGCCCUUUUUGAACAUCAGACGUGCUUCAUAUAAAAUCUAG